Molecule: messenger RNA, 1851 nt
Organism: Aspergillus fischeri NRRL 181
Lineage: Eukaryota; Fungi; Ascomycota; Eurotiomycetes; Eurotiales; Aspergillaceae
Product: protein phosphatase 2A structural subunit TPD3
Exons: 9
Coding region: 1-1851 (616 amino acids)
Biological process (GO): protein dephosphorylation
Cellular component (GO): protein phosphatase type 2A complex; cytoplasm
Molecular function (GO): protein phosphatase regulator activity
Source: RefSeq, a predicted model, not a curated record
AUGGAGGGUCAGGGAGAAAAUGAUGAGCUCUACCCCAUUGCCGUUCUCAUUGAUGAACUGAAGCAUGAUGAGGUUACUCUUCGCAUCAACGCUAUACGCCGUCUUUCUACGAUUGCAUUGGCCUUAGGACCGGAGAGAACUCGGGACGAACUUAUUCCUUUCCUCGAUGACUCUGUCGAGGACGAAGACGAAGUCCUAACCGCUCUGAGCGAUGAGCUGGGCAGUUUCGUGGAAUAUGUUGGCGGUCCGGAAUUUGGUCAUGUACUCCUUUCUCCCCUGGAGAACUUGGCAGCCAUUGAAGAGCCAUUGGUGCGGGAGAAGGCCGUCGAGUCGCUCAACAAGAUCGGGGAGGAAUUAUCCGAGAAGCAGAUCGAAGAAUACUUCAUCCCCAUGGUUAUUCGCCUCUCGAAAGCCGACUGGUUCACAUCGAAAGUCUCAGCCACGGGUCUCUAUUGCGUUCCCUACAGGAAAUCACAACCGCCACUGCAGCAAAGUCUCCGCCAAUAUUUCGGAGGCCUUGUACAUGACGAGACGCCGAUGGUGCGACGACAGGCGGCAAAUAACCUUGCCAAGUUUGUCAAGGAAAUGCAGACACAAGUGAUCAUUGAAGAAAUAAUACCCUUGUUCCAAUACUUGGCAAGUGACGAUCAAGACAGCGUGCGCUUGUUGACUGUGGACAUUCUCAUCUCUAUCGCCGAGGAAAUCCCCAAGGAGCAACAACCCAGCCAUGGUGUCCUGCUGACCUCCCUGCGCAAUCUUUUCGAGGAUAAGAGCUGGAGAGUGAGAUACAUGGUUGCUGAUCGAUACGAGAAGAUCGCUAAAGCUGUACACGAAGAGGUUGUUACUCGCGACAUGGUGCCCUCAUUUGUUAAGCUUCUGAAGGACACAGAGGCUGAAGUUCGGACUGCAAUUGCGGGCCAGAUUCCAGGUUUCUGCAGCUUGAUUGACCGGGAGACCUUGCUUAACGAGAUUAUGACGAGCGUGGAGGAUCUUGUCUCGGAUCCAUCCCAGCAUGUGCGAGCGGCGUUGGGUACUCAAAUUAGCGGACUGGCCCCGAUCCUCGGGAAAGAAGAGACAAUUGCCCAUCUGCUCCCGAUGUUCCUUCAGAUGCUGAAAGACGAGUUCCCCGAUGUUCGCCUGCAUAUCAUUUCCAAGCUGGAAUUGGUCAACAAAGUCAUCGGCAUCGACCUCCUUUCGCAGUCGCUUCUCCCUGCCAUUGUCCAGUUAGCUGAAGACAAACAAUGGAGAGUUCGGCUUGCUAUCAUCGAGUACAUCCCUCUUCUCGCUAGUCAGCUGGGUGUCAAAUUUUUCGACGAACAGCUCAGCGACUUGUGCAUGGGCUGGCUCGGUGACACUGUCUUCUCUAUCAGAGAAGCUGCCACUCAAAAUUUGAGAAAGCUCACAGAAGUCUUCGGAGUCGAAUGGGCUCAGGGCUCUAUCAUCCCGAAGGUUAUGGCCAUGGGACAACAUCCUAACUAUCUCUACAGAAUGACCACAUGCUUUGCUAUCUCGACUCUUGCGCCCGUUGUCUCGCUGGACAUCAUCGAAAACUCAAUCCUUCCUAUUCUAGACAGACUCGUGACGGAUGAAAUUCCCAAUAUCCGCUUCAAUGUCGCCAAAUCCUACGCUGUAUUGAUCGACACACUACGUCGCCUUCCCGCUGAAGGGACGCUAUCCGAGCUCGAGAAAGCUGGGAAACCAGCGACCCCGUCACCUCGGAGUCAGGAGCUUAUCCAGCAGAGAAUCCUCCCCAGUCUAGAGAAGUUGCAGCAGGAUGAAGAUGUCGAUGUCCGGUACUUUGCUACGACAGCCGCGGGCGGCCACGAGGAGGCCAUGCAGACUUCACCCUAG